Molecule: messenger RNA, 6825 nt
Organism: Xenopus laevis (African clawed frog)
Lineage: Eukaryota; Metazoa; Chordata; Amphibia; Anura; Pipidae
Gene: mief1.S
Product: mitochondrial elongation factor 1 S homeolog
Biological process (GO): mitochondrion organization; positive regulation of mitochondrial fission
Cellular component (GO): mitochondrial outer membrane
Source: RefSeq, marked provisional
CGCUAACCGGAAGUCGUCUUUCCCAGGUGGCGGAAACGCCUCCAUGUUGCCGGCGACCCUGAGCGGAGUUGAGAGUAUGCGGUACUGCUAGGGUGGGAAAAGCUUAAAUCAUGGCAGGAGCUGGAGAGAAGAAAGGCAAGAAGGAUGACAAUGGGAUUGGCACUGCUAUAGAUUUUGUCCUCUCCAAUGCCAGGCUGGUACUUGGCGUGGGAGGAGCUGCCAUGCUAGGAAUAGCUACUUUGGCAGUGAAACGGAUGUAUGACCGGGCUAUCAGUGCCCCUGCCAGUCCCUCCCGGUCCAGUCAGUGUAGCAAACGGAGUUGGGAAGAACCUAGCUGGUUGGGCUCAUCUACGCGACUUCUGAACAACGACAUGAAGACAUCUGUAAGCCGCAGUCUGCAGACUCUCCCCACAGAUUCCUCUGCAUUUGAAUCAGACCCUGUUCGUCCUAAACCACCAACUAGGAAGUCGAAAAUAGACUUGAAGAAGACUCGUCUGCACAUGUCCAUUCAAGAGAAACUUUUUACUUUCUAUAGAAAACAUGUGGCCAUCCCACCUACAGAGCAAAGUAUUGCUAAGCAAGCUGCUCUGGACAUUUGUGCUGAACUGCGCAAUUAUAUCCACCACAAGUUCCCAGAUAUGCAAUUGCGAGAGAUGCACCUUAGCGGAAGCCUAUAUGACGACCUGCAGGUUGUGAGAGCAGAUCACAUUCAGCUAAUGGUGCCCCUCCUCAUGGAAAAGAACUUGUGGUCAUGUGUCCCUGGGGAGGAGACCAUCCUUAAUUUACCUGGAUUCUGCCUCAUUCGUCGGGAGAAUGUGGAGUACUUCCCAAGGGGUAGUAGCUACUGGGACCGCUGUGUUGUAGGUGGUUACCUUUGUCCAAAGUCUGUCAUAGCUACAUUUGAGAAAGUAGUGUCAGGAUCUAUAAACUGGCCAGCCAUUGGUUCUAUACUGGGGUAUGUAAUCCGACCAGUGGUCCCAUCAGAGAGCCUAAUCCUGGAGGUUCAGUAUGAGGAAGAUCGGAGGCUUUUUAUAGACUUCUUGCCUUUGGUAGUACUUGAGGAGCAUGCAGCAGUAGCUAAGGCACAUAGACUGCCUCGUUAUGGAAAUAUGUGGAGGCUCAGCCAACGUGGAGCUGAAACUGCUGCUUUGAUGGGACGGGAUCAGCACGAUUCAGGGUGCCGGUGCCUAUGUCUGAAGAUCCUAAAAGCCAUCUGUCACUACAAUCUGCAACUUUCACAUCUCACCGCUUCUCACCUUACAAACAUCCUUCUCCACACCUGUGAGAAGGAGUCUGACUGGUCACACGGGGUGCUGGCUGACAGAUUUCUCCAGGUUCUCAGAGAAACUGUGGGUCAUUUAGAGAAAGGAGAGUUGCCCUCAGCCAUGGACCCAAAGGUGGACCUUUUCAGAACUCAUCGCAGAGGAGAUUGAUGAGAUGGGCUAUUUUCUCUACUGCUCCUUGUCAGAACCUGAGGUGCUUCUAAGGACAGAAGACUAAAUGAGGGAAGGGUUGUCGACAGAAGAAGAUUACAGCAGCAACACUGUCAUCAUAACUUCCAUGUUGUGCAAAUGUAUGAAAAUGUUGAAAGCGAGAUGAGACUCCCGGCUCCUUUCUUCCAUUGGAGGGCAAAUUCAACAGUAAAAUUUAAAAUACAUGUGAUGUGUUUUGACCAUCCUGGUACUCUCAGGGACUGCUAGAUAAGUUGUGGGUGGGCCUGGAAUAUGCUUUGAUUUCCAGUCUCAAACGGGUUGAAAUAACAUGGUAUCUGUUGCCUACUCCUUGAUUUAAAGUGUAGUCUAGACGUUAUUAUACACUAUAAUUCUCCGUUUAUUCAGACUGCUGCUGUGUGCUGCCUUGCUGUUGUGUUUCUUUUCGUUUUUCUCAACCUCCUUUCUGUUGUCCUGUCUCUCAUUACAACCUAACUACCAAAUCACUGCAGGUAUAUUAGGUAUUAUGUUACAGGUAUGUUAUGCAGGUUCUUCUUGCAGCAGUAUUCAUAUUCACAUAGCAGUUUAAGCUAAAAGGUGCUUUGUGAAAUCAGUUGGGUGUGUGAUGAAUAAUCACCAUUUAAAUGGUCUUUUGGGCAGGAGGGUUGACACAUACGUUCUCAAGGCUGAAAUUGCUCUGAACCAUACUGGAUGUUUUGCUUUAAAAUCGUUGACCAGCAUAAUAUACUUAUCAGUCAUUUAAAGGGGAACUAAACCACCAUGCAUUUUUACACACGUCCCCCCCCAAGCCACAUUAAAGCAAAUCAAAUUGGAUCUAACAAUGCAGAGCAGGGUUAGUCUCUCCAUCUUCUGUCAUGUUCCAUGACAUGCAACACACGCAUUAUAAGUACAACUAUUAUAACUUCUUACUCGCUUUAAUCGGAAAAAUAACUGUUAAAAAAGCUAGCAAACCAACAUCUACUGUGUGUAUUUCUAGACUUGAAUGCAGUAAGUUAAUGUGCAAUACAAAUAACAAAUACUAUGCACACUGUUCUUUCAAAGACUUUCACCUGUGCAUUUCCGUAUGCAAGGUUUAAUCCCACAAAAGCAACCAUUACUGUUUCUCUGUAUCAUAACUACCUCGGCUUGAGAAGGGAUCACAUUCUUGCUUUGCAUCUAGAGAAAUGUAAAAUAGUACAAACCAUUGACCCUUAUCGGCCAUGUUCUUUGUCUUCAGAGCUGGAUAUGUGUAUGGUAGCUAUUUAUUGUUACUCCACACAGGGCUGAUUAUCUUAUUUAUUUUUAUACUAUUUUGAAAAACCAAUCAUCGAGAAAGCUCCAAGAUACGCAUUGCUAUUUCCCGUAGGGUUCAUUAACUGCAAUACUUUAUUUAUGAGUCAGUCUUUUACUCUAAUAAGGCAGUUCCUUGUACUUUAUGGCAAUUAAACUGCAUAAAUCCAUAUUUGUGGCAUAACAAUCCUACUGGUGUUUUUUAAUGAUUAAAUGUUUUUUAGAAGCCUGUGUGCCCCACAUUACGGAAAGGCCCCAUUUGUGGAAAAACCUAAUUUUUUUUUUACUGCUCCUAUAACUCUAUAAAAUACAGGAGUUUGCAUAAUGAAAGUAAAAGUCAUUUCCAUUAUACAAAUUAAUUACAAAUUUUCAUUGAUUUUGGAGUUAUUUAAAACCAUUAUUCUUACUGAAAGCUGUGCGACUGCCUUUUCCAAUACUCUUCACUACUGUUUCUGACUACAUGUACGAUCAAAGCAGUGCUGCUGUAGUCCGCUUCCCUCCAGCCAUGGUUCCAAUUCCCACAAUGCCUUGCAUGUUUGAUUUACAGUCCUGUGAUGCAGAAUCACAGAAAUGUGCAGGGAAAUGGAGUAUGAUUGGAGGAAGACUAACAUUGUUUCAUUCGUAUAUGCAGUCAGGACAAGCAGCGUAGAGAAAAAUAAAAAGACAGAUGCCUACUUUUAAUUGCAAUUACAUUUCUAAAUUAUUGAAAGCUUGUAAUGGAUUUUGGAAAGUUGCUUAGCAUUAAAGUGAUACUGACACGUUCCUAUAAAAAUCAUAGGAACAUGUCCAUAUCAAGGAGGUGCUGAGUGCUGAAUAUAUAAGAAAAUCCAUUCGCAGUGUCAGAGGGUCAGCUUAACGAAGGUUCACGGGGCUGGGGGGCUUUUAAAGGGGACCCGUCGCCCAAAAAAAAAUAUUCCAAAUCCUAUUAUAUCACAUUAGUUAAGCAAAAUUUACUUUUAUUAAACUGUAUAAAUUAUUUGAAUCUUGUUCCAUCAGUCUGGGAAUUCAUAAUUAUAGCAAGCAGGCAGGAGCCAUUGUGUGGCUAUGAAUGCUUUAAUAAAAAAAAGAAUUUGGAUUUCAUGUUUAAUUUGAAAAGGACUUUUAUUAUACAGAUUUUUAUGUCUGCGUGAGGGGUCCACUUUAAAGGAAAAUAUUUAGCGUACUGCACCUCCUUGAUACACAUAUUCCUAUGAUUUUUAUAGGAACUUCAGUUCAAUUGCUUUUUUUUCUGCUGAAUAAAUUGAAAAGGCAUUGGCUAUAGGUGUGCUCCUUCCAUACAAAGUCACUGGUUUUAUAGGAACUUGUCAGUAUCGCUUUUACUUUGCUUUCAGCAUAAAUCAUUAUAUAUUUUGGUUUUCAAUUUUUAUUUAGGCCUUUCUCACAUAAUAGUGUCUGGAUCCAGUGUACACUCUCGGAAGCCCCAAUCUUGCAUACAUACUCACGGACAUUGGUGCCAGUAGGGAAGAAGCAAAUGACAAUAGCUCUUUAAAGGGUAACGAUCUUGUAAAUGAAAGUUUAAUAUCCGCAUACUGAAAUAAGAAGACUUCUAAAUAUUAUCAAUUCAUUAUCCUGUACUUCUAAUAUAAGUAAUUAAAAAAAAAAAAACUGGACUUGCUGAGUAAUUAUUGAAGACGUUUCACUACUCAUCUGAGCAGCUUCUUCAGUUCAACUGACUGGUGUGGGAAUUUCUCUGUGCCAUUGUGAUUGAAUUAGUGUAAUGCUGAGAACUUCCCACAUCAGUCAGUUGAACUUAAGAAGCUGCUCAGAUGAGUAGUGAAACGUCUUCAAUAAUUACUCAGCAAGUCCAGUUGUAUAUUUUUAAUUACUUAUACUAGAUAUACCAUGACCUGGAUGAAUGGAAAUCUUCAUAGUCAUUAUCCUGUACUGUUUAUGAACUAAUCAAGUUUAUCUUCACUAUCCCUCAGCAUCUGUUUCUCUUCAUUCUGUCUUCAUGCAGCAGUUGGGUGUCAGAUAAUCAUUGACAAUUAGAUCCAAUUUAUCUUAUAGGGGGAGCUCCUUUCUUAGGAGAUGUAUUAGAGCUCACUCAAAUAACUGAUUCCAGUACAAACAAAAUAUAACAAAAUAAUUGCAUUUUGCACAAAUUCUGCAUGUAGAGAGACAUGGUUUCUGGUGACUUUAAUAGAGUGAGCUCUAAUACAUCUUCUAGGCAAAAGGAGCCCCCCCAUAAGAUAUAUUGGAUCUAACUGUCAAUAAAUAUCUGACACCCAACUGCUGCAUGAAGAGAGAAUGAAGAGAAACAGAUACUGAGAGAGGGAUAGUGAACAUAAACUUGAUUACUUCAGAAACCAUGCAGAAUAUUUAAUUGAUUGCAUUUAGAAAGUUUCUUAUUUCAGUGUGAUGAAGUUUGUAUUACAUUUUUAUUUUUGCAAUAGUUCCCCUUUGAUGUACAGUCCAUAUCCUUAAUGUAUUUAAAGUUUAAAGAUUUUUAAUGGGAAUGGUUUUAGGUUUUUUGAUGCGUAAUAUUUAUUGUACACUUAUAAAUAUUCCUAUUAACUAUAUGACUGUGCUGCUAUUUCUAGUCACAUAGCUACAUAUUCAUUGAGUACAUUGCAGCAGGAAUAAUUCAUUUUACAAAUCCAGACCUGCUGUUAGUCCACUCCACACUAAUAGGUCACUUCAUCCCUUAGACAUGAGGGUUUGGCUUCCUAGGACAAUGUACCUUUAUGGCCGUAAGCAGUGCCAUGUCUCUGAUUAGCAAUGUCCUUGUUUCGAGCUGCUUGGCACUAUGCUGCAGAUUCCAGGGAAUCCUAAAUCUGUGUAUAUCAAACCUUUGUGUUAAAGUAUGUGUAAGCCAAAGAUGGCUGUUUGGAUUGGUAGAUAUUUCCUUGUUAAAGGAAUAGUUCAAUGUAAAAAUAAAAAUUGGGUAAAUAGAUAGGCUGUGCAAAAUAAAAAAUGUUUCUAAUAUAGUUAAUUAGCCAAAAAUGUAAUGUAUAAAGGCUGGAGUGACUGGAUGUCUAACAUAAUAACCAGAACACUACUUCCUGCUUUUCAGCUCUCUUGCUUUCCACUGAUUGGUUAUCAGGCAGUAACCAAUCGGUUACUUGAGGGGAGGCCAAAUGUGCCAUAACUGUUGCUUUUGUAUCUGAGCUGAAUUCUGAGGAUCAAUUGCAAACUCACUGAACUGGUAUGUCCCAUGUGGCUCCCCUUAAAGUCACUGACUAACUCAGAGUUAGAGAGCUGAAAAGGAAGUUGGAUUCUGUUAUGUUAGACAUUGUCACUCGAGCCUUUAUACAUUACAUUUUUGGCUAACUAUAUUAGAAACAUUUUUUAUUUUGCACAGCCUAUCUAUUUACCCAGUUUUUAUUUUUACACUGAACUGUUCCUUUAAAUAUGACUGUGUUUAUUCUGACCAGUAUAACAAGUCACCCAUUAUGGAGCAGCAUUCUUCUGAAAUGAAAACAGAAUCUAUAUAAAGUAGCAUAAACUAUAUGGCUGUGUAUUAUCCUCUGCAUAUUUUUAUGUUUGUAUAUUUAUGUAUGUAUUUAUAUGUAUGUAUGUAUGUAUGUAUGGGUGCAAGGGAACCAGUAUAGAAGCUCCCACUUACAUGUACAGAGGAGGAAAAGUUCCACUCGUUCAGACUUUAAUGUAAAGGUAAAUGAAGAUCACUUGCAUUUUUUUAUAUUUGUGUUCUACUUUCACUUGUUUCCAGCAUAUUACUCCACAAACUUUGACUGCCUGCGGAUUGAUAUGUGUUGCUGCCUUUGUGUUUUACCAGAUCUCUCCCCAAAAUACACUGAUAAAUAAUGGACUGUGGGAAGAGUGAGAGUAUUCGAAAAUAAAUGAAAACAUGAAUAAAAUGCAACAAGUCUAAUCUUUAUGUGGAUUUGUUCAUGUACAGUACAUUUGAGUAAGUAUUCCUCUAGUUCAGCUAGUUCCUUGUGGUGCUUGUUUAUGUUAAUUUGUGUAGCGUGUAAGUACUCCUCUAGUUCAGCUAGUUCCUUGUGGUGCUUGGGGCGUAGUUACAUAGUUAAAUUGGGUUGAAAAAAGACAAAGUCCAUCAAGUUUAACCCCUCCAAAUGAUAACCCAGCAUCCAUACACACACCCCUCCCUACUUUUAAUUAAAUUCUAUAUACCCAUAUCUAU